Moneuplotes crassus is the source of this 1438-nucleotide messenger RNA. The record is from the annotation of a GenBank genome assembly. NCBI's taxonomy places the organism in Eukaryota, Ciliophora, Spirotrichea, Euplotida, Euplotidae.
UCCUAAAUUUUUAACUUCUAUGGAGUCCUUAUCGUCCAAAAAUAAUAAGAAUAACGAUACUUUGACUAAAGCUGAAGGUACUAGUAAGGUGUCUAGUGGAUCCACGAAGGAAGGUAGUGGCACCUCUGGUCUUGUAAUGACUAAAAACACAUCAAUCUCUCAGUUUUUGAACCAAGGACAUCAAACACCUGCGAGUAGUGGAGUGAACCAGACCUUCCAUAGGUUGAGCUUGGUGUCUCCAAUGUAUGAGCAACCCAAGCCUAUUAUGCCUCAGAUUCAUUUCUCAAACCCACUUGAGAAUAAAUCUCCUUCUUUAAUCAAAUCUGAGACCAGAAGCGAUGUUAACAAAGAGACACCUCUCCCUUUGCCAGCGGAAACUCCUGUAGGAACUUUAAGAAAAACUCCGACGCCUGGUAUGGGUUCUCAAUUAGGGGCUACUCCUGCCAGAAUGACUCCUCUUGGUAAAGGAUUUGAGGCUCCUGGAGCUCCUGCUAGCCAGAGUCUACAAAAUUAUCAAAAGACCCUUAAUGAUUCGGGCUUGGACAUUAGACAGCUGAAUCAGGUUCCUUCUCUUGCUACUAACACUGGGAGGAGACCCCAAGAAGAGCCUACUCUUCAGAAUAUUGUUUCCACAGUUGAUAUGAAGUGCAAACUCGACUUAAAGACUAUCGCUCUGAAUGCUAGAAACACAGAAUACAAUCCAAAGAGAUUCGCUGCGGCCAUCAUGAAGAUUAGAAACCCUAAGACUACUGCCCUUAUUUUCUCAUCUGGAAAGAUGGUCUGCACUGGAGCGAAGUCUGAGGAGGAUUCUAAGAAAGCUGCAAAGAAAUACGCCAAAACUAUUAAGAAUAUGGGUUUUGACGUAAAAUUCACCGACUUUAAGGUCCAGAAUAUUGUUGCCUCUGCUGACGUUGGGUUCGCAAUUAGAUUAGAGAGUCUCAGCCAUAAGCAUGUUGAUUUCUGUCAGUACGAGCCUGAAAUCUUCCCUGGGCUUAUUUACAGAAUCUAUGAGCCCAAGGUCGUUGUGUUGAUCUUCGUUAGCGGAAAGAUAGUUCUUACCGGAGCAAAAACAAGAGAGCAAAUCAAAGAAGCUUACUGCAACAUCCUUCCAGCCUUGCAGAUGCACAAAAAGAAUGAGAAUAACGUUGUUUAAUUUUAUACCUAACUCACUUGUAAAGUACUCGCCUUAGUUCUUUGCCUAGUCCCUUCCUUUUAGAAUCGAGCCACUACAUUCUGACGAUUUCCCAACUGUUUCUUUCAUAUUUUGACUUUUGUUUAAUAGCUUUCCAAGCCUCGGCUAAAAAAAUCGAGAGCCUGCUUUGUUAUUGACCAUCCUUAAGAAUUUUCUUGUGUUGUUAUUAGUUGGUUAUCUCACAUUUUUCUGACCUUAGAUAUUUGUGCUAGAGGCUCUUAUCAGCAUUUUCGUUGACUCAUUUAU